GGACAUUUUUUUCCUGCCCAACUCGGCGGCAACUGCUCUCUUCUCUUCUCCAACCCCCCCACCUCCUUCCAGCUCCAGAUCUCGAUGCGGCGCAAGCUCCCCGGCGAAGCGCCGCCGUCGGCAGGCGGCGGGUCGCUCCCGUCCGAGGCGGACCUGGCACAGCUCUCCACCGCCAUCUCGGCGGGGGAGGACCUGGGCCCUUUCGUGCGGCGCGCCUUCGCCUGCGGCCGGCCGGAGCCGCUGCUGUCCUCCCUCCGCGCCGUCGCGCGGGACCGCGAGGCCGAGAUCGAGGAGCUCUGCCGCGCGCACUUCCACGACUUCAUCCGCGCCGUCGACGACCUCCGCUCCCUCCUCGCCGACGCCGACGUGCUCAAGGGCUCCCUCUCCGCCUCCCACUCCGCCCUCCUCUCCUCCGCCGCGCCGCUGCUCGCCUCGCUCGAGUCCUUCCUCGCCGCGCGCGCGCUCGCCGGGAACCUCUCCUCCGCCCUCGCCUCAUCCCGCCGCUGCGUCCGCCUGCUUGCGCUCGCCGCUCGGGCUAACGAACACCUCCAGGCCGGCAACCACAGUCUCUACCUCGCCCUGCGCGCCGUCGAUGCCAUCGAUCGCGACCUUGCCUCUGGUCCCGAGCCGUUGCCCCUUCCCGCCCUCCGCCGCAUGCUGCUCAGCCUCGUCCCCGCCGUGCGUGUCCACGCUGAGCGCGAGAUCUCCAGGGAGUUCGCCGACUGGAUGGUCAGCAUCCGGGCUGCUUCGCGCCACCUUGGACAGGUGGCCAUUGGCCGCUCGGCUGCCGCCAGGCAGCGUCAGGAGGAGCUCCGCUCCAAGCACCGCCCGCUGGAGGAGUCCAUCACCCUGGACGACGACGGAGCUGGUGACCUCGACGACUUUGCUGCGGCCACCGCAUCGUCUGAUGUGGCCGAUGGUGCGGCUGCGGCCUCGUUUGACCUCACGCAGCUGUACCGGGCCAUGCACAUACACCAGACACUGGCGCUGGGGGAGCGAUUCAAGAAGUACUACCUGGAGAACAGGAAGUUGCAGCUAACGUCUGACUUUGAUGUGAUUGCGGCAACACCAUUCCUUGAGUCCCACCAGGUGUUCUUCGCGCAGAUUGCUGGGUUCUUUAUUGUUGAGGAUCGUGUCUUUCGAACUGGGGGUGGACUCACAUCCCGUGGAGAUGUGGACGCACUGUGGGAGGCUGCAGUGGGGAAGAUGAUCUCUGUGCUGGAAGAUAACUUCUCUAGGAUGCAGACAGCAAACCACUUGCUUCUCAUAACUGAUUAUGCUGCCUUGCUUGCUGCCACAAUGAGGCGAUAUAGUUAUCCAGUAGGGAUGCUACUCGAUGUGCUGGCUAAGCAUCGGGACAAGUACCACGACUUGCUACUCGCGGAUUGCCGUAGACAGGUGGUAGAGGCACUGGCUGCAGAUAAGUUUGAUCAGAUGCUCAUGAGAAAGGAGUAUGAGUACUCAAUGAAUGUGCUUGCUUUUGGGAUUCAGAGCUCUGAUAUCACCCCGGCGUUCCCUUACGUCGCAUUGUUUUCAUGCACCGUGCCAGACAUUUGUCGCAUUGUUCGGUCAUUCAUUGAGGAUUCUGUGAGCUUCAUGGCACAUGGGGGUGGUGGGGACACAUAUGCAGCAGUGAAGAAGUACCUUGGUCGGAUUCUCUCAGAGGUGGUGGAUGUUUCGAUACAAAAGCUUGUGGAUUCAGGCAGUGGUAUGAGUGUCUCCCAGGCAAUGCAGGUUGCUGCGAACAUGUCUGUCAUGGAGCGUGCAUGUGAGUUUUUCACACGCCAUGCAGCGCAAUUGUGUGGUGUGCCGCUACGUGCAGUGGAGCGUGGACGGCGUGACUUUCCACUUUGCAAGUCCCGCGAUGCUGCGGAAGCGCUUCUGCUGCGGCUAUUGUGUUCCAAGAUCGACGAGUUCAUGCUGCAAUCUGAUGGUGUCAGCUGGAUGGCUGAUGACCCGCCUGCUGGAGGCAAUGAGUAUGCCAAUGAGGUCACAAUCUAUCUGGAGACGCUCACUUCAACUGCGCAGCAGAUCCUUCCUCUUGCAGUGCUCCGUCGCGUUCUUGUUGCAGUGCUUGCGCAUAUAUCUGAGAGGAUUGUUGGGCUCUUCUUGAAUGACUCUGUCAAGCGGUUCAGUGCUGGUGCGGUCGUCGGUAUUGAUACUGACCUCAAAAUGUUUGAGGCAUUUGCAGAGAGUAUGUCCAACCUGUUUGGGGAAUCUGGUAAAGAUUCUGCAGCAAAUGAAAUGAAGGCUGCACUGGUGGAGGCGAGGCAGCUGGUGAAUCUUCUUAUGAGCAACAGCCCAGAGAACUUCCUUAACCCAGUGAUCCGUGAGAAGAGCUACAAUAAGCUUGAUUACAGAAAGGUUGCAGUUAUCUCGGAGAAGUUUAGGGAUACCUCAGAGAGCUAUUUCUCAACAUUUGGAACUAGGGGUGCUAGGCAGAACCCAAAGAAAAAAUCUCUGGACACCCUGAUCAAGAGGCUCAGAGAAGCCAGCUAGUGCUAGUCUCUACCUUUGCAGUAAGAUUAUACAUGCACCUGGCCUUUAGCCUACUCAUGAUUUUUAAUAUAAUUUAGCAUGUAUGUGGUGUGCAUUGUGUGUGUUACAAUCAUCAAUCAGUAUUCUUAUAUAUACCGCAAUUUUCUUGAUGGCAGACUGCUUGUUCCAUAUGUGUGGAUAUCUUAAUGUUGAUUUUUCUUCCAAUAAUUAACUGUAUGAUCAAGAAUUCAAGAUA
Molecule: messenger RNA, 2734 nt
Organism: Brachypodium distachyon (stiff brome)
Lineage: Eukaryota; Viridiplantae; Streptophyta; Magnoliopsida; Poales; Poaceae
Product: exocyst complex component SEC15B
Exons: 1
Coding region: 85-2499 (804 amino acids)
Biological process (GO): intracellular protein transport; Golgi to plasma membrane transport; exocytosis
Cellular component (GO): exocyst; membrane
Source: RefSeq, a predicted model, not a curated record